AUGGCGCUGGUGCUGCUGAUGCAAGUGAUGACGGUCCAGUGGGCGGACACCAUCCUGCUGACCGACCUGGAACUUCUCAGGCAGGCCGUGCUCGAAGCGCAGACCGUCCUCAACUACAGGCUCAGCCACGCGCCACUCUACGACGGCUCGGCCAACGGAGCCCCUUCGACCUGUCCGGGGUCGUCUCUGAGGCACCAAGCCAGCCGUGCUUCGACCAUCAAGUCCCGACGCAUGGCUCAGGCAGCCAAACUCUUUGAAGAGACAACCAAGGCCCUGGUGACGAGGCUCCCGGGCGGCCUGGAAGCGGCGCAGUCCCUGCAGUCCCUGGCCGACCAAGAUCUGUCUUUGGAACAGGCGAGCCAGGAAUGCAACCUGGACUCACGAAUCGUGCCCUGCGACCCGGACUCGGCCUUCCGACGCUCCGAGGGUUCCUGCAACAACCUGGCCAAUCCGCGCUGGGGCAUGGCCGGCAGCUGCAUGUCCAGACUUCUGGAGCCUGCCUACCAAGACGGCAUCAGCAGCCCCCGAGUGUCCCGCAGCGGCAAAGAACUGCCCAAUGCCCGUCUGGUGUCGUCCACGGUGCAUCCGGACCGCACGGUGCCCAGCCCCAGGUUCUCGCACAUGCUCAUGCAGUUCGGACAGUUCAUGGACCAUGACGUGGCCCUGGCUCCCCUCGAGGCCCAUCCCGGAGAGAUCAGGAACCUCGGAAACCCCAACAACCCAAUCGACUGCUGCACGCCCGAACGGUGGGUGCUGCCGGAGUGCUACUCCAUUGCGGUGCCCGAGGGGGAUGAGUUCUUCGCGGCUCUGGGACAAACCUGUCUCAACAUGCCACGAUCGGCACCCUGCUCCUGCAAGUUGGGCUACCGGGAGCAACAGGACGCUCUGACCUCGUACCUGGACCUGUCCCAGGUCUACGGCAGCAGUACCGAGGACACCCUAAGGCUCAGACUCGGCCAGGGAGGUCUUCUGCGCACCCAGACGCUGGACGGGGAGGAGUUGCUGCCGCGCAGUUUCUACCCAGACUCGGAUCGAUGUAGCAACCUGGAGAAAGGAGAAGUGUGCUUCCGAGCCGGAGACGAGCGCGUCAACGAGCACCCAGCCUUGGCGUGCCUCCACACGGUGUGGUUGCGUCAGCACAACAAGGUUGCCAGAGAACUGGCGCGACUCAACAGUCUGUGGGACGACGAAAGGCUGUUCCAGGAAACCAGACGCAUCGUGGGCGCCCAGUGGCAGCACAUCGCGUACAGCGAGUGGAUGCUCGUUGUGCUGGGACCCGACGCGAUGGCCCGGUACCAGCUCACGCCCACGGGCAGAAGCCGCUACUCGCCCACCGUCGACGGCAGCCUCCUCAACGAGUUCGCCUCGGCGGCCUUCCGGCUCGGGCACACGCUCAUCGACGGGGUCUUCAACAGAGUAACCGAGCACGGAGAGGCGAGCCCGUACGAGCUGCAGGACUUCUACUUUUUCCCAUUCUACCUGUACCACGGAGACAUGGACAACGUGGUGCGAGGGCUGCUGCGCCAGUCCAGCCAGGACUACGACAGCUUCGUGACCAUCGGCGUGUCCCAGCACCUGUACCGGCUCCGCAACGAGUCCUACGGCCUGGACUUGAUCGCCCUGAACCUGCAGCGCGGGCGCGAGCACGGGCUCAGGCCCUACAUCGACUACCUGACCUACUGCACGGGCCACGUGGUCAACAGCUUCGACGACCUGCUGCGUUACAUCCCGGCCAAGGUCGUCAACCAGUACAUCAGUCUCUACGAAGAUGUGACGGACAUUGACCUCUUCACUGGCGGUGUGUCGGAGACCAGUGUCCCGGGAGGUCUGGUGGGUCCGACCUUUGCCUGCAUCCUCGGCGAGACCUUCAACAAGCUCAAGUUCGGAGACAGAUUCUACUACGAGCACGAGGGACAGGCAGGCUCCUUCGCUCCCGAGCAACUGCAGCAGAUCCGCAAGACCAGCCUGUCCCAGAUCCUGUGCGAUAACAGCUACUCCCUCCGGACGAUUCAGCUCAACGCAAUGCUCGGACCCAACCCCGUCGACAACCCGGAGGUGGAGUGCGAGAGUUUACCCCGGCCGGACCUAUCCUUCUGGCAGUACCCGUGA
Messenger RNA from Ixodes scapularis (black-legged tick), 2109 nucleotides. RefSeq names its product peroxidase. The transcript has 14 exons. Bases 1 to 2109 code for a protein of 702 amino acids. Gene Ontology annotation, molecular function: heme binding; peroxidase activity. Gene Ontology annotation, biological process: response to oxidative stress. The record is from RefSeq and is a predicted model, not a curated record. Lineage: Eukaryota; Metazoa; Arthropoda; Arachnida; Ixodida; Ixodidae.